Messenger RNA from Talaromyces marneffei, 2061 nucleotides. RefSeq lists its product as uncharacterized. Gene Ontology annotation, molecular function: biotin--[biotin carboxyl-carrier protein] ligase activity. NCBI's taxonomy places the organism in Eukaryota, Fungi, Ascomycota, Eurotiomycetes, Eurotiales, Trichocomaceae. The transcript is spliced from 5 exons. Bases 1 to 2061 code for a protein of 686 amino acids. Gene Ontology annotation, cellular component: cytoplasm. The record is from RefSeq and is a predicted model, not a curated record. Gene Ontology annotation, biological process: protein modification process.
AUGUCUGCUGGACGAACCAUUAGCUCGGGCAGACUCAAUGUGCUCGUCUACUCCGACCAUGGAAGCACGGUAGAAUCAGUCCGGCACUGCCUCUACACACUGCGCCGCCUGCUUGCUCCCAACUAUGCCGUAAUCCCCAUCACAGCAGACAUGCUCAUCAAAGAACCCUGGCUCUCCACCUGCGCCAUGCUGGUCAUGCCCGGCGGUGCAGACCUGGGUUACUGCGUAUCUCUGAACGGGGCUGGAAACCGCAGAAUCACUCAAUUUGUGCAGAAUGGUGGUGCAUAUCUCGGUUUCUGUGCUGGCGGUUAUUAUGGGAGUCGGAGGUGUGAGUUUGAGGUUGGCGAUAAGAAGAUGCAGGUUAUUGGGGAGAGGGAAUUGGCCUUCUUCCCUGGGAUAUGUCGGGGGUCUGCAUUUGAAGGCUUUGUCUAUUCGAGUGAAGCUGGGGCGAGGGCGGUGGAGGUCAAGGUCUCGAAAUCUGCGUUAAGUAGCGAUGGAACGUUGCCGGAGACGUUUCAUAGUUAUUAUAAUGGCGGCGGCGUUUUUGUUGAUGCUGAAACUUAUGCGGAUGAAGGAGUCGAGAUUCUGGCUAGUUAUACGGAAGAACUUGCCGUUGACUCAGGCAAGGGCGCAGCGGCUGUGAUAUAUCGCAAAAUUGGUGAUGGAGCGGCUGUCCUUACAGGUCCUCAUCCAGAAUUUGCCGCCGUCAAUCUCAACAAAUCCGCCGGCAGCCCCGAGUACGCAGAACUCAUUGACCAACUAGCCACUGACGACACCGCCAGAACGGACUUUGUAAAAGCAUGUCUGACUAAACUUGGCCUGCAAGUCAGUCAGGAAACUACUACGGUACCGUCUCUCUCUUGCUUGCAUCUAUCCUCUGUCGAGCCUGAGUAUACUCAAGCUAUUGUGUCUUCGUUGGAAGAAAUAAUGACCAAAGAUGGGCGAAAAGAGAUCCUCAAAGACAACGUCGACACGUUCCAAGUCGAGAGAGCGCACGACAAGACGUACAAGAUGGAUGAUUUGAAGAAUGCGUUAGAGGAAGAAGUGGCGGAAGAAAAGGCGACUUCUAAUGACGGCAUCAUUGAUUAUAACGCGAUUGUGAAACGGUUGCUGAUACAUGACGAGCUGCCUUCGUCCAAACAGACCCCGUAUUUUAAUCAUCAUGCAUUCUAUUCUAAUCUUCGACACUACCAGUCGUUGUCAAAGGAGGCCGUUGUCGAUUUUGGACGGUCUAUCAUAUACGGUGAAGUCGUUACAAGUACUAGCUCUAUGUUGGAAAAAAACACACGCCUUCUUCGGCGACUACCCGCCGGAUUCACAAUGACGGCCACCGUGCAAGUGGCAGGAAGAGGCCGUGGGUCUAAUGUCUGGGUAUCACCAGCUGGAGCGCUCAUAUUCUCGACCGUUGUCCGGCAUCCAAUGGAAAAAAUGCAAUCGGCACCUAUAGUCUUUAUUCAAUAUCUUGCCGCUAUGGCUGUCGUCAAGGGAAUAAAAACAUACGACAAGGGAUACGAGCAGCUGCCAAUCAAGAUGAAAUGGCCAAAUGACGUUUAUGCCAUGGACCCCGCCGAACCCGACAAACAAAAAUAUACCAAAAUCUGCGGCAUCCUCGUCAACUCGCACUACUCCUCGGAAGAAUACGUCUCCGUCGUUGGCAUCGGCAUAAACGCAACCAACGCAGCACCAACAACAUCUUUAAAUGCUAUUGUCGAAAAAUUCGCAUCCCCCGCAACCAUCAAAUCGAGUCCCAUCAUUCUUGAGAAACUACUUGCGCGCAUUUUGACAGUCUUUGAAGAGUUAUACAUCCGUUUCCUGCGCACCGGAUUCGAUAAACAAUUCGAAGACAUGUAUUACGAGGACUGGCUGCAUAUGCAUCAAAUCGUGACCUUGGAAGAGCAAGGCGGCGUCAGGGCUAGGAUCAAGGGUAUAACGCGUGAUUUUGGAUUGCUUCUAGCGGAGGAAUUGGGCUGGGAGGACCGGCCGACGGGGCGCGUAUGGCAGUUGCAGAGUGAUAAUAACAGCUUUGAUUUUUUCAGGGGGUUGUUGAAGAGGAAGGUCUAA